AUGAAGGCACUAGUAGCUUUAAUAUUGCUUGUUCAGCUUCCAAUUCACAAAGCUGUACCAGCAGCUCCCCCUGGUCCCUUGGGCUGCGAUGACCCAGAAUCUGAAGAAGCAGCUGAAGCAGCUGUGAGUUAUGUUAAUGGCCACAGUCUUCACGGAUACAAGUUUGCCUUAAACAGAAUCAAGAAUAUCCGCGUGAUAGCCAAGGGGCUGAAUUCUGACAUUAUUUUUCUUGAACUUGACUUAUUAGAGACCACAUGCCCCAUUCUCAGCCCUACGCCUCUUGAAAAUUGCACAGUAAGGAGCUUUGCAGAACAUGCAGUUGAGGGUGAUUGUGAUGUCAAACUGCGGAGGGUGGAUGGGAAGUUCUCUAUCCUUGCUAGUAAAUGCCACUCACAUGCAGACUCAAGUGAAGAUCUCCUCCAAGUCUGCCCUAACUGUCCACUGCUGACAAAUUUCAGUAACACUGAGGUGUUAACAACUGUUACAGCUGCACUCAAUGAGCACAACAGCAAAACUNAAACAAUUUUCCUGUUUUAUCAGUAUCACCCAGUGCACAUUGUCUACGUUGAGUUUGCUGUGGCUGCCACGAACUGCUCAGCAGAAGCAGCUAAAGAUAAUGUGGAGGCUUGUCAACUGCUGCCUGACGAUCAGUCUAAUUAUGGUUUCUGCACAGCAACAGUGGUAACAACACAGGAUAAGUCACAGGACCUCAGAGUGGACUGCCAGCUCUAUGGACACCAGCCUGGAGUUACCUACUCUCAACCAAACCAAGAUACAACAGCAGGACUGGUUCCCAGUGUGGUACAAGGCUUCACAAACCAUAAUCUCAGGCUUUCCCACAAUAACCCUUUUGCAUCUGAAUCCAGCUCUUCAGAAUUUCCUACUGCCAUGCUUUCAGCAAAAUCUGUAGCAAAGAGAGCAGUUGCAGAGGUUGCUCAGCAUGACAAAGUACCUCGCCCAGUUGGCUUUUUGCCUCCUCCUCCUCCUCCUCCAUGCCCUGGAAAGAUUCGCCAUUUCAAGAUUUAG
This is a messenger RNA of Antrostomus carolinensis (chuck-will's-widow), 1026 nucleotides long. It is a transcript of the gene AHSG, whose product is annotated as alpha 2-HS glycoprotein. The record is from RefSeq and is a predicted model, not a curated record. Gene Ontology annotation, biological process: negative regulation of endopeptidase activity. Gene Ontology annotation, cellular component: blood microparticle; extracellular matrix; extracellular region. Bases 1 to 1026 code for a protein of 341 amino acids. The transcript has 7 exons. Gene Ontology annotation, molecular function: cysteine-type endopeptidase inhibitor activity. Lineage: Eukaryota; Metazoa; Chordata; Aves; Caprimulgiformes; Caprimulgidae.